This is a messenger RNA of Erythranthe guttata (spotted monkey flower), 4242 nucleotides long. It is a transcript of the gene EOL1, whose product is annotated as ETO1-like 1. Gene Ontology annotation, biological process: negative regulation of ethylene-activated signaling pathway. The record is from RefSeq and is a predicted model, not a curated record. Gene Ontology annotation, molecular function: protein binding. Lineage: Eukaryota; Viridiplantae; Streptophyta; Magnoliopsida; Lamiales; Phrymaceae.
AUGAGACAAAAUCUCUUAUGAUAUACUAUUGAUUAGCAUUUAUUUCACUCUCAAAAUUUUCACUCCCAAAGUGAAAUGAAAAAGGUGAAAACAAGCCUCACAUUUGAAAUUAAAGGAAAAAGGGUAAAAACGACAUACGUACGCUCGAGUUGCUUUCAAUCCACUCCCUUUCAAAAGUUGUUUAUACCACCUUAGAUUUUAGUUUGCUUUUUGUACAAUUGAAAAUAUAAUAGUUUAAACCCUAAACCAUCAUCAUGCCUUGUAAUAAUUAAAAUCAAAUAUUCAUACCACUUUUCUUUUUAUGGUAAAAAAUCGUCAUUGAUAAGGGUAAUUAUUAAUUAUUUAAAUCCAACAAAUUUGAAGAUAUGACAAAAAAGUUGGUGCACUAAAAAUUGAUAUCAAUUCAAUUGUAUGACUUGAACUAACGCUCCUUUUAAUUCUUCAUUCAAUUGGUCGUUAUGUUUCUAUAUUAUAAAUCCUAUGAUUAUUUUCCUCAAAGCGGCGUCGUAUGAUGUUAAAAAAGACGUCUUUAACCCGUCACUUCAAGAUAACAUUUUUACUUUUUCAGUAAUUCCAUUAUUCCAAGUUUUAUUUUAUUUUCAAUUAUAUUUUUAUUUUUUUCCUUCAUUUUUCCUACUCCCAAAAAAAUGCAGCAGUGAGCUUGCAGCAACCUUUUUUAUGUCCAACGGAUAUAAAAUAAAUGGAAAAUUUUUAAAACCCAAAAAAUUGAAAUGAAAGAAGAGAGAGGAGAGAGAGAGAAGAGAGAGAGGGGAAAGGUGAAAACUUUUGUUUUACCAAAACGAUAUAGCAAAGAAAAGCGAAAUACUGUUUGAAGUUUUCUCUUUCGGAUUCCCAAUCAAUCUCUUUGAUCCACACGCCGCUGCCCACUUCCCGUCGUUGGUUUGUUAAAUGGAGACCACAAUUAUAGUGGCUCUCUUCUUGAUUUCGGUUUAGCUGCUCCCUAUUUUGUGGGUUUCGUUAAUUUUUUUUUUUUAUUUUGUAAUUUUUUUUUUCGUUAGGAGAUUUGGUGGCCGAAUGUGGUUUAGGUUACAUUUUUGGUAGAGAUCUUGUGUAAUUUUACUAGGUUUUCGGCAUUUUCAGUUGCUUUCUGGUCUUCUAUUUAUGCUGCCCAGGUUCUCCCCCCCGGUUUAAGUGCAAGGGUUCCAGUUUUCUUUUUUCUUUGUUAAAUUUCUGAAGAUUUGAAGUUUGUAAGUGUUUGUUUGAGCCGGCGUUUCAGCUCAGAAGACAGUGGUUGUUAAGCAAAGGGAAAUAAUUCAAUCUUGCUACUGUGGAGAUCUGGGACCUAUUUAAUCUUUUUUGCCCCAUGAAGACUUUUUUUCCUUCCGAUUCUUGUAAAGAACCGCUGCUCAACUCUAUUAAUCCUCAGUCAUGGCUCCAAGUAGAAAGAGGCAAGCUCACAAAACUUCCACCGGAAUCUCCUUCUUCAAUAGAAUCUCUCAUCAAGGUUCCCGACCCGCCAAUCCUUCCGUUCUACAAACCCGUUGACUAUGUUCAAGUCUUGGCUGAAAUUCACGAAGAGCUCGAGUCAUGCCCCCAGACAGAGUGGUCGAAUCUUUACUUGUUGCAGUAUCAGGUCUUUAAAGGCCUAGGAGAAGCAAAGCUGAUGCGAAGGAGCCUUCGUUCGGCUUGGCUUAAGGCGAGCACCGUUUAUGAGAAACUCGUAUUUGGGGCUUGGUUGAAGUACGAGAAGCAAGGCGAGGAGAUCAUUUCCGAUUUGCUAUUGUCUUGUGGUAAAUGCACUAAGGACUUCGGAUAUAUAGACAUUGCCUCUGAGUUUCCUGUACACGAAACUCCAAGCUUCGUAACGAACGACACUUUUUUCCUUCGUAGUAAUGUUUCCUUUCGAAUCGGAGACGAGAAAAUAACGUGCGACAGGCGCAAGAUUGCCGGACUUUCAGCUCCUUUUCACGCCAUGCUUAACGGGUGUUUCACAGAAUCCUCCAGUGACGACGUCAACCUGUCUGGAAACAACAUUUCUCCUUUGGGAAUGAGAGCAAUCAGCGAAUUCAGUAAAACGGGACGAUUGGGUGAACUGCCCUCGAGUCUUUUAUUAGAAAUAUUGGUAUUUGCCAACAUAUUUUGCUGUGGGACCCUUAAGGAUGCUUGUGACAAAAAGCUCGCUUCUUUAGUUUCCUCCAGACAAGACGCAGUCGAACUAACAGAAUUCGCCCUCGAGCAAAAUUCCCCUGUAUUGGCCGCCUCUUGUCUGAAGGUGUUUCUGUACGAACUUCCCGAUUCGCUGAACGACGAACAAGUAGUAGAACUGUUGACCAGUCUCGAUGCUCAACAACGGUCAACUAUGGUGGGGCCCGCCUCGUUCUCUCUUUAUUCUCUACUGGCCGAAGUUUCAAUGAACUCCGACCCCACCUCGGAAAAAUCUGUUCUUUUCUCAAAGCAGUUGAUCGACUGUGCUGUAACCGCCAGGCAGAAAAUGGUGUCCCUACAUCAGUUGGGAUGCAUUCGUCUUUUCAGAAAAGAAUACGACGAAGCGGAGAAACUCUUCGAGGCUGCUCUGAGCGAAGGCCAUGUUUAUUCAGUCGUCGGUUUAGCUAGAUUAAGCCAAAUAAAUGGGAAUAAUAAAGAUUCUUCUUACGAGAAAAUCACAUCCAUAAUAUCCUCUCACACUACUCCACUUGGAUGGAUGUUUCAAGAGAGGUCGUUGUACUGUGAUGGAGACCAAAAAUGGGGCGAGCUCGAAAGAGCGACUGAACUGGACCCCACAUUGACCUACCCCUACAUGUACAGAGCUGCAUCUUUGAUGAGAAAACGAGAUUUCGAAUCGGCACUUUUGGAGAUCAAUAGGGUUCUUGGAUUUAAAUUGGCGUUGGAGUGUUUGGAGCUCCGUUUUUGUUUCUAUCUUGCUAUCGAGGAUUACCAAUCGGCUAUAUGCGAUGUUCAGGCGAUACUUACGCUUUCUCCCGAUUAUAGGAUUUUCGAUGGGAGAGUUGCGGCUUCGCAGCUUCGUGUGCUUGUACGAGAGCAUGUCGAGAAUUGGACAACGGCUGAUUGUUGGCUGCAACUUUAUGACAGGUGGUCUUUAGUUGAUGAUAUUGGGUCACUAUCUGUGAUAUAUCAGAUGCUCGAGUCUGAUGCUGCUAAAGGGGUUCUUUAUUUCAGACAGUCUUUACUCCUUCUCAGACUCAAUUGUCCUGAAGCAGCAAUGAAGAGUUUACAGCUGGCUCGCCAGCACGCAUCGAGUGAACCCGAAAGAUUAGUUUACGAGGGAUGGAUCUUAUAUGAUACUGGUCACUGCGAAGAAGGCCUAAGAAAAGCCGAGGAAUCUAUUAAUCUCCAAAGAUCCUUUGAAGCUUUUUUCUUGAAAGCCUAUGCCUUAGCCGACUCUAGUCAAGAUCCAUCUUGUUCAUCCACUGUCGUAUCUCUUCUCGAAGAAGCUCUAAAAUGCCCUUCCGAUAGACUCCGCAAAGGCCAGGCACUGAAUAAUCUGGGAAGUGUGUACGUUGAUUGCGGUAACUUGGAUGCUGCAGCUGAUUGCUAUAUCAACGCCCUCAAAAUCAGGCACACGCGGGCCCACCAAGGUCUUGCUCGGGUCCACUUUCUAAGACAUGAUAAAAGUGCAGCUCAUGCUGAGAUGACUAAGCUUAUUGAGAAAGCUAGAAAUAACGCCUCGGCUUAUGAAAAGAGGUCAGAGUAUGGCGACCGCGAACUCACAAAGACGGAUCUUGAAAUGGUGACUCGAUUGGACCCACUUCGGGUUUAUCCUUACAGAUAUCGAGCCGCAGUUUUGAUGGAUAACCACAAAGAGAAAGAAGCGGUGGAAGAACUGUCGAAGGCAAUCGCAUUCAAAGCGGAUCUUCACCUUCUUCAUUUACGAGCUGCAUUUCACGAGCACAUAGGAGAUGUUAUCGGAGCAUUACGUGAUUGUAGGGCCGCAUUGUCGGUUGAUCCGAAUCACCAAGAGAUGUUAGAACUCCAUAGCCGUGUCAACUCCCAAGAACCUUGACAAGAAAAACUACUACUAGUACAUUAUUAUGAAAAAAAAAAACCAGGAAAAGAAAAAAGAGAAGAAGAUGAAGUUAGCUUUGUAGCCUUUCAGUGUAUGUAUGUUGUAUGUAUACCUGGGUCUAUUCUAUGCUACACCCGGUGAACUUCACCGAAUGUCUUGAGAUUUUGACAUGUGGUAUUUAAUAAUUAAGUAGUUAAUUAUGUAACUUUAAUUAUAGGAAGAUAAAUAAAUUAAUAGAAUCACUUUAUUAUAGGCAA